AUGGCUAUCACUUUGUUUCUCGAUGAGGGCCUCUCCACGGCCCACCCGGAGUUUGUGCCCGUCUGGGCGGCAUUUCCAGAACCAACCGACCCCUUUCCUCCUCUUGAGGCCCGUCGCGCCUUCUGGGACGAUAUCAUCAUCCCUAACCUGAACAAAUUCCUCGAGCCAAGCCUGCCGUCAGAGGAUCGCUGCCGGCUAGAGGAUCAUUACAUCCCUGUAGAAGGUACUGACAUGCAUGUUCGGACCUAUGUGCCUACCUCCGACCCGGACAAGACGAAGACGUAUCCUCUGCUGUAUUGGGUCCACUGCGGGGGCUGGGCUAUUGGCAACUACGAAAUGGACGACUACGACUUAAGGAUUAUCUGUGACAAGCUGCAAGUUUGUGCUGUCUCCAUAGACUACAGGCUUACACCAGAAUAUUCAUCUCCUACGGGCGCGAAGGAUGUAUAUGCCGGUCUGAAAUGGGCGGCUGCCAAUGCCGCUUCGUUCAAUGCCGAUCCCAAGAAAGGGUUCGUUAUCGCUGGUCAAUCCGCUGGCGGCAACCUGGCCAUCAUUGCCACCCACUGGGCUCGCGAUGAUCCCUUCCUGGUGAAUACGCCUUUGACCGGACAGCUUGUUCAGUACCCUCCAACCUGUCAUCCGGAGGCUAUGCCUGAAGAGUACAAAUCGUGCAUCAGGUCGAUGGAGGAGUGCAAAGAUGCUCCACUUCUGAGCAAGAAGGAGGUGUAUUGGUUUAACAAACUUGCGAACCCUGCGGAUCCAUACGAUCCAUCUUUCAGUCCCCUCCUCUUCCCAUCGCAUGCCAAUCUUCCGCCGUUGUUCUUUAUGUCUUGUGGGUGGGAUCCUCUCCGUGACGAGGGCUUGCUUUAUCAUGCGUUGGUGAAGGAGGCGGGUGUAGAGACUAAGAUGACGAUGUACCCUGGUGUGCCGCAUGCAUUCCACAUGCUAUUCCGGUCCAUGAAAUUGUCGCAGAGGUUCCAGGAAGAGACCAUCGAAGGAAUGAGUUGGCUCUUCAGCAAGACACCUCAGUAG
Messenger RNA from Stereum hirsutum FP-91666 SS1, 1032 nucleotides. Its product is annotated as alpha/beta-hydrolase. The record is from RefSeq and is a predicted model, not a curated record. Lineage: Eukaryota; Fungi; Basidiomycota; Agaricomycetes; Russulales; Stereaceae. Gene Ontology annotation, molecular function: hydrolase activity. The transcript has 9 exons. The coding region runs from base 1 to 1032 and encodes 343 amino acids.